AUGGCGCAAUCGGUUCCACCGGGUGACAUCCACACUCAACCGAGUUCAAAAAUUGUCUUCAACGCCCCAUACGACGACAAACAUACCUACCACAUUAAGAUUACCAAUGCUGGUGGUCGUCGUAUUGGUUGGGCGAUCAAAACUACCAAUAUGCGCCGUUUAGGUGUAGAUCCACCGUGUGGUGUCCUGGACCCCAAGGAAAAUGUCCUCAUGGCGGUUUCAUGUGAUACGUUUGACGCAACAAGAGAGGACAUCAACAACGAUCGUAUCACCAUCGAAUGGACUAACACACCGGAUGGUGCCGCUAAACAAUUCCGUCGUGAAUGGUUCCAAGGUGAUGGUAUGGUUCGUCGUAAGAACCUUCCAAUCGAGUACAAUCUAUAA
Molecule: messenger RNA, 384 nt
Organism: Acanthocheilonema viteae
Lineage: Eukaryota; Metazoa; Nematoda; Chromadorea; Rhabditida; Onchocercidae
Source: the annotation of a GenBank genome assembly